Parastagonospora nodorum SN15 is the source of this 2208-nucleotide messenger RNA. RefSeq lists its product as hypothetical. The record is from RefSeq and is a predicted model, not a curated record. The transcript has a single exon. Lineage: Eukaryota; Fungi; Ascomycota; Dothideomycetes; Pleosporales; Phaeosphaeriaceae. Bases 1 to 2208 code for a protein of 735 amino acids.
AUGCACAAGAUCUCGCGCACCUCGCUCGCUGCUAUAGUCUGCCCCUCAGCGCCGUUCCUUGCCCCGCGUCUCCUUCGCGCCGCCGUGUCCAUUGCUGUCCACCCAGCCAGAGGAGCCACGCCAUCUGCAGCCCCCCAAAAGUCAUGUUAUGCGACUGAAGCAAAGUCCAAAGGCACCCGCUUGUCUGGGCGAGAGAGAUGGGAGAGGAGAGCCAAGUGGCUGAAAAAAAGUAGCCUUGCAGAGCCGGAUGUCGCUUCAGAUGGGGUUGCGCCUCUGCUCGGCAGGCUGCGCAAAGCAGUCGAGCUGCGCGACUUGCCGCUCAUGAUGCAUCUGUACCCAACUCUCGUCGAAGCGCGACUUCUGAACCGCAAGGACACUCGCUGCAUUGCCCAGGCAUUGCAUGUCCUCGCCCGCCAACGGACCAAGCCGCCGAACCUUACCCAAUUCACCGAGAAUGUUGUCGCCGACAUCCUCAGUGGCGCACUCCCGCCUCAUCCCUAUGCAUUCGUCCACCUGCUGGGCCUGUACAGAGAUCUCAAGCGUUUCACCGAGGGGCAUGAGCUGUGGCAAUGGCUCGUGCAGCAAGACGAUACCUAUCUGUCCCAGGCUGCCUAUGGUGCAGCUAUUGAGUUACUGGCCCACGGAGGCAAGGCAACUCUGCCGCAACUCGAGGAGCUGUAUAGCCAAGGACUGGUGCGCUUUCCAGGAACCUUUGCAGCCUACCAUCUCUCGCCUGACGCCAUUGUUCCGGACCGCACUCAGCCAGUCGUCGUGCCAGGCGUCCCGACCGUUUUGUUCCAGGGCAUAUGCACCGCCCGCAUUCUGGCGCGCGACUGGAAAAACGCAUAUCUGGCGCUCGAUACCAUCCUUCGCUUGUACCCUACGCAGGUCCCGCCUCGUUUCUUUGAGCUUUUCCUGGCUGAGCGACCUCUCUCGGAAGCUUACACAGCAGUCAUGAUCGCAUGUCGUGCGGGCAUACUCAUGAGCCCUGCACAAAUCAGCAAUCUCAGCCAUGACUUGAAGAAUGCUUUGCUCAGCGCUGCCUCAAUGUCGGAUCGCGUCAAGCUCUUGCGAGCCAUUGCGAACGCUCUAUAUGCCUACCAAGAAGCUGGUGGAACAAUACAGGACCGGUACAUUUCGACUCUCCUUACUUGCUUCUCUCAUUUGCUACCGUCAGUGAGUCCAGGUGAGAGCUUUGACGGUGACGCUGCUCAACUCCGUACCAUUGUUGUUCUUACGGCGCGUGAAAUCAUGACAGGGCUGCUACAGGCCGGCUUUCCUGGUCAGUUGAAGCUGUGGGAGGCCAUGAUUUCUAUAGCUGGGCCUCUGCGCGAUCCCGACCUGCUCACAACAACUCUGCAAGACAUGAAGGCAGCCGGCGCAGAAUUGAGCCCAGCCGGCACCAGGGUUGCGAUGAAUUCUGCUGGCUUACUGAAGAAUCAGGCGCUAAUUAAGCUGCUGUGGCACAAGGUCAUUUCCACUGCCGAAAGCGAGGGCGCACAGAUCGCCUUCGAAGACUGGAUCACUUUCACCAAGGCGUGCAGGAGGGCUGAUUUGGUGGAUUACUUCCGCGAACAAGAAUCAAAAUUGGCACACACGACCACUGCUGCCGUCCAGCAGUACCUGGCUCAGAAACUGGAUUUCGACGAGAGCUUGCUCAUCAACAGUCAGCCGUCUUUCGAAUACAUGCCAGUCGAAGAGUUCGCCGCCGAAAUGGAAGGUCUGAAGGAGCAGAUGAACAAUGUGGAAGCGGUCAUCAUGUCAGGCGCGCCGCUCGAUCUCAAGAGAUUUCCAUUCCACAUGCACAUUGAUCCCUCUGCCACACCAAUAAGCUCGCCCGAGAACCUCCGCGCCGUGUACGAUGAGAUGACGACCGACCCGCACCAGCCCCCACCACAGCCAGCCGCGGACGGAUCGGUGCCUCCACCCGCUCUGAGCUCAACGAAAAUCGCCUUCGACGAAUUGCGCUUCUUGAACUGGUUGAGCAUUGUUGAGUUGAUGAACGAAGCUGAAGCGUUUGAGAAGGAUCUGAACGUCAAGAUCGACCAGGCUAUCAGCGCAGGCGAACCUGCUGAUACACAGCGGCUCCUCUACCGGCCAAAAGUGCUGAAAGAGCCGCUGAAAACGCAGGCCGAGAUUAAGGAGAGGAUCAAAGCGCUGCGAAGUCCUUCGCCGACUAUUGCGACAAGGACCACACCACGCGAUUGA